AGAGAGUGUUUAGAGCUUCCCUCUCCUUUUACAUUCAAACUUACAUUGUUCAGAGUGCGGGUCCUGAAUUCUACCACCACAUUGGCCGGCUUAGCUUUUCUGCCGGCAGCUUUGACCUGCUUGGAGAGGCCGCUGCCCUCUCCACGAACCAACCCACUCCUUCCCUCUCCCGCCCCGCUCCGCUAUGCCAUUUCCGCUCCAAAGGGCCGGCCCAGCGGCCUGCCAAGCACCAUGCGUUCGCUGCGGCGCUUAGGCUGGCUCCCCCAGUCGCAAGAUUGGGCAGCUGCCUGCCGGCAAAGAAAGACUUACUCCUCAGUCAAGGAACAGUUGGAAACAAAAUCAGAAUCAAAGCUUCAAAAGCAAAUAUGCCAAGUUGUUCUUGAUCAUUUUGAGAAACAAUACUCCAAGGAACUGGGAGAAGCAUGGGACUCAGUCAGGCAAGUACUUUCUACACCUCAGUGCUGGCAGUAUGCUGUCCUCCUUAAUAAAUUCAAUUUUUCCUCUGAAGUGAAGAAUGACUUGCAUUUGAAGGGCUACCACCUCCUUUUCCCAGAAACCUCCUCCUGUUACCAGCAGUCAUUCAAGUGUUACAUCAGUAGCACUCCUGGUAGAUUCCCUGCUCAGAAACACAGAGAUGGUAAACUGAAGGAAUAUUACCUGCUGAAUGCAGCUUCGGUUCUGGCUGUGCUGGCCCUGGAAGUCAAGAGUGGAGAGAAGGUUUUGGAUAUGUGUGCGGCUCCAGGAGGUAAAUCGAUAGCAACUCUUCAGUACGCCAGGCCAGGGCUUCUGCAUGCCAAUGAAUAUGAUGGUUUGAGAUUACAUUGGUUGAAGCAGACACUGGAGUCCUUCAUCCCUGAAUCUUUGAUGAGCCUUGUUACUCUUUCACAGUUGGAUGGAAGAAAAAUUGGAAAUCUUCAUCCUGAAGGGUUUGAUAAGGUACUAGUGGAUGCCCCAUGUUCCAAUGACAGAAGUUGGUUAUUCUGUUCCGAUAUCCAGCAGGCUACCCUACGAUUAGCCCAAAGGAAAGUAUUGUCUGCUGUACAGAUACAGUUGCUAAGGUCUGCAAUUAAAGCCUUGCGUCCUGGAGGAUCUCUGGUUUAUUCCACGUGCACUCUUUCUAAGGCAGAGAACAGUGAUGUCAUAACAUACAUCCUUAACUCCUACAACAAUGUUCAUCCAGUGGAUAUGAGUGCCUUGGCUAGUUCUGCAUCCCAGGAGUUCACUCUUGCAGCAGGUGUACAGCAGCAUGAACUUCUAGUACUUCCAGAAAGGGGGAAAGCAUGGGGACCAAUGUAUAUAUCUAAAUUAAAGAAAGUGUGAUUCUCA
Molecule: messenger RNA, 1326 nt
Organism: Rhineura floridana
Lineage: Eukaryota; Metazoa; Chordata; Lepidosauria; Squamata; Rhineuridae
Product: tRNA (cytosine(34)-C(5))-methyltransferase, mitochondrial-like
Exons: 7
Coding region: 232-1320 (362 amino acids)
Biological process (GO): rRNA methylation
Cellular component (GO): mitochondrial large ribosomal subunit
Molecular function (GO): methyltransferase activity
Source: RefSeq, a predicted model, not a curated record